This is a messenger RNA of Toxorhynchites rutilus septentrionalis, 3006 nucleotides long. Its product is annotated as membrane alanyl aminopeptidase-like. Gene Ontology annotation, molecular function: metalloaminopeptidase activity; zinc ion binding; peptide binding. Lineage: Eukaryota; Metazoa; Arthropoda; Insecta; Diptera; Culicidae. Gene Ontology annotation, biological process: proteolysis; peptide catabolic process. Gene Ontology annotation, cellular component: cytoplasm. The record is from RefSeq and is a predicted model, not a curated record. The coding region runs from base 99 to 2906 and encodes 935 amino acids. The transcript has 7 exons.
UCGUCGUAAUGGGAUGGUUGGAAGUACCCAUUGAAUAAAUCGAAGAGUGUGCUUUAGUUAUCUUCUGAGACUGGUGGUGUGUCUUGUAUAACAUCAGAAUGAGGUGGUCGUUCGUGUUUAUAUUGGUAGCGAUCGUUGGACGCAUCUCAGGAGAACCUAGUGAAAUAAGGGAUACAUCUCUUGCCGAUGUAAUUCCUGUAGCUACCGAUCUUGAGACAUAUCGAUUGGUAGAUGAUGUGCUGCCAUUGCAUUACGAUAUCGAGUUGACGCCAUAUUUCGAGGAUGAGGAUGCUCAACGGGCCUUCACGUUUGACGGUAUUGCUGUCAUCAAAUUAAAACCAAAUAAAACGGGUGUCGACAAAAUUAUGCUUCAUGAAUCCAAGAUGCAAAUCCAAUCAAUAUUUCUGAAACGCGCGGACGAUAGUUUUGAAGUACCAAUUGGGGCGCUAGCGUAUAAUGAAGCAACCGAAAUCCUCACUAUUCCGACAAACCAGCCUCUCUCGAUUGAUGUUGAAUAUUUUCUAAUCUUCAAUUACGUCGGAGUAUUGGGAGACGACAUGCAUGGAUUCUAUAGAAGUUAUUUCAACGUUAACAAUCAAAAAGUUUGGAUGGCCUCAACCCAGUUCCAGCAGACCGCUGCGAGACGCGCAUUCCCAUGUUUCGAUGAACCGAAGUUCAAAGCCACUUUCCAAGUCACGAUUAAUCGACUAGAGAAACACAAAUCAUUUUCAAACACUCCGAUCCGAACGUCAACAUCGUCAGGUGAUGGCCGUGUCAAGGACGUGUUUGAAAAGACCCCCGAGAUGUCCACGUAUCUUCUAGCAUUCAUCGUAGCAGACUACAUUGUUAAUGAACGAUCUAAUAUGGGAAUUCUAGCGAGAUCUGAAGCACGGAAUCAAACCGAUUACAGUUUACAAAUUGGUAUUGAUGUCUUAGCUGCACUCGACGAAUGGAUUGCGUAUCCUUAUUCCGAGGUACCGGAAAUGACUCGUAUGUAUAUGGCAGCCGUUCCAGAUUUCUCCGCUGGUGCUAUGGAGAACUGGGGACUUUUGACGUAUCGUGAAACGAACAUUCUGUUCAGUAGAGAUGAUGCCACGAGUCUUCAGCAGCAACGUAUUGCCGCAGUUAUAGCACACGAGAUUGCACACCAGUGGUUCGGAGACUUGGUCACAUGCGAAUGGUGGGACGUAACGUGGUUGAACGAAGGCUUCGCUCGGUACUUUCAAUACUUUGGCACGGCUUUGGUUGAAACGAAAUGGGACUUGGAGUAUCAAUUUGUUGUGGAACAGCUGCAAGCCGUCAUGCAGAUGGACAGUUUGGAGUCCACUCAUCCAAUGACGCACUCAGUUUACACUCAGGCACAAAUAAGCGGAAUUUUCGAUAAUAUUUCGUACAAUAAAGGAGCUGUCACGCUGAGAAUGGUAGAACACAUCUUAACUACCGAUGUGUUCAAAUUGGCACUAAGAGAGUACAUCAGGGAAAGAGAAUAUAAAACCAGCAGACCUGAGCAUCUGUUUGCUGCUCUGAACGAACAUGGUCACUCUUCGAUCCGAUUAUUUAUUGAACCUUGGACGGUACAAUCGGGGUACCCUUUGGUUACCGUUAAUCAAACCGAUGGUGGAUUUGUUAUCACACAAAAACGAUUCCUGUUGAAUAAUAUGUCUGCAAGUGAAGACAAUACCUUGUGGCCGUUGCUGCUAACAUAUGCCACAAAACAGGAAGACUUCAGAAAUACAACGCCAAUCAUCGUAAUGGAUCGUACCCACAGAAUCUCUAUUGAUGAACCAGAAAAACUCGCAUAUUUCAUCCUCAACAACCAACAAGUUGGGUACUAUCGGGUGAAUUACGAUACAGAAAGCUGGGCUAAGAUAAGCAAAGCUCUCAAUUCGGAAAAUUUUGGUGGAAUUCAUGUAUUGAACCGAGCACAGAUCGUAGACGAUUUGUUCAAUUUGGCUCGAGCAGAUGUAGUUAGUUAUGAUUUUGCGUUGGACAUUUUAGAUUAUCUGCGCAGCGAAACCGAAUACCCGCCGUGGCUGGCAGCGGUGAAUGGAUUGACCACUCUUUCGCGACGAAUUCAUCUCGAAGAUGAAGAACUGUUUGGAAAAUACAUUCUACUGCUUUUCAACAAGAUAUACAACUCUGUGAAAUUCGUACAACCCGCUGAGGACGAGGCACGGCUUCUAACUUAUCUUCGAAUAAAUGCGCUUCAAUGGGCUUGCAAUUAUGGGCACGACACGUGCAAGAAAGUCGCAGAGGAUACAUUCAGAAAGUUUUUCACAAAUCGUACCGAGAAAGUGCACCCCGACUUACGACAAAUCGUUUAUUGUGAAGGAAUUCGUCAAGGCACAGAUGAACACUUUGAUUUCCUGUGGAAUGAAUAUCUUACAACCAACGUAGCCACUGAGCAAAUACUAGUUCUCCAAGGUCUUGGAUGUGCGCAAGGCAGAGAGCAAAUUUUCAAACUGAUGGAUGCUAUCAGCUCGGACGACAUUCGACCACAGGAUAAGAGCAGCGCGUUUUCGUACCUGCUUAGUAAUCCAUAUACUCUGGAUCAUCUUUCUGAAUAUCUGCGGACUUAUUAUGUUCGAUGGGCAGAAGCACAUGGAUCGUACAUGAACGUGGCAUCAGCCUUCAGCAAUAUUCUAGCACGCGUUAAGUCCGAUGAACAGGUGUCGACUAUUGUUUCGUUUGCAGCUAGAAACGAAAAAGUUUUUGGCGAAGCUGCAUAUAACGCCAUUCUGCGUGGCGUAGAGGAUUACGACACGAAUAAGUUAUUCACUGAGGAAAACCGUGAGGAAAUAAAGAAGUUCCUACAACGCAAAACAAGUUCGAGUGCAUCGAAAAUUACAACAAGUAUUGCGAUUGUAGUUGGGUUCUUGUUAGCUAUGUUACGAUGGGACUCGUAAUGACGUAAUGACGGAAUGGCUUAGUGAUGCUGAACGUAUACGGAGAUGUAUUUCAGUAUUAUUAUUUGUUGAUAAAAUAAAAGCUGCUCAUGUACUGUUA